AAGCAAUCCCGGGCAGGAACUCCUUCAUUUUGGCAGAACCACUGCCUGCCUUGAACUUGACCAUGGCACCCAUAACUCGGUCUUCAGUGCAUGGAAGAGCAACCGACUCCGGUCCCAGGCAGCUGGAUUCACCGCCGCCGAGUGACCAUGAAGACGAGGAAAUGACAGACGAGUACGAUCAUGAGGAAGACGCCCAAUCGCCCUACCAGUCUUCUGCGCAAGACAUCCUACGACCUCUACAAGAUACGGCCGAUCGUGUGAGCAAACAAGCGGAAGAGUUCGCAAAAGCACUUGACAAAUUUGUCGUCAAUCGAGAGCCAACGGACCAGUCUCUAUGGGAGGACGCCCUGUUACUGCUAGAGCGGUUUAGCAGGAUUGCCCACAACCGAAGACAAAAGACGGCUGCCGACGACUCGGAGGCACAGGUCCAGAAAAUACAACUCGAGAACGACCUGUGGGUGCUAGUCCGGAACCUGCUAGCCUGCAGCUCCCCCGAGACUAUCAACAAUGCGCAAAUCGCCCAAGAUUCUCGACUAGGGGGGCUUCACCGAUAUUCGAGCAACGCCGAACUGUGGUCGGCUUUCCUUGACUCCGAUGCUGUUGCUCAAGAGUACGAAUGCAUUUUGAGUUGGCUACAAGAAAGAGCUGCGGAAACAUCUGGAUCUGUCGAAGAUCUGUUGCGUGACUUGGCCGAGAAGUCAGAACGAGGCGACGGUGUAUGGAGCGCUGGGCCGAUAUACACCCAAACCGCCAUCAAGCAACAAAAGCGAACCAGAGUCUGGUCAAAGCCGCUCGAGCCUUCUAAUCCCGGUCUGAACCGUACCCACGUUCGCAACUCCGACAACAAACCACUUGUGACGCAACUGGACCCUGAUUCCAGAACUCGAGAGUCGGCGGUGCUUCAAGAGCAAGAUGAGUACCAUGAGGAGGCUGCCUGGCAGACUUGUUGGGAGAUGUUGCGUCGUGGUCAGACUGCGGCAGACAUCAAGUCGUGGUGGGCAGAGCGGAAAGAAGUUUGGCGAUAUGAGGUCCUUCGAGGCUGCGGAGCAAGUCCAGCCGAGAUGGCCGAUUCGCCCUGGUUGCGCAUACUGAACCUCGCAACCAAUCCGGAGUGGUUGGCACGCUGUAAGGCUCUUGCUCACAAUCCAGCCAUCGUGGACCGCUACCAAAAGGCUGUUUACGGCAUUCUUUGUGGGGACAAUGCAGCGGCCAGAUCAGCAGGCAAGUCCAUUGAUGAUCAUCUGUUCGCGCUUUUCAAUGCUCUUUUGAUGGACCGAUAUCUACACUACAUCCAAACUUACCGGGAAAGAUUGGGCGAAGCGGGCGCCAUCACGUACCGACCUCAGCCGCCGUCGACAGAGCAGAUCCGACAGUAUACAACCAAGGUUCAUUCAGACCCGGCGAUGAAAAGCCAGACUCAUCUGCCGCACAAGCUGUUUGAGUUGACUGUCGUUUCCAAAGACUACGAGGCAUUCUUCGUGAACAUGGGCCAAGCUGCUGCCUAUGUGGCACACACAACCGGUCAAGGAGAUGAUCUCAUUGAGAGUAACAAAGCUCACGGCAACGAGAUCUCGCAAGUCAAUGCCCAGGACCAAGACGCCGUUCGAAUGGCCGUCCAUCUUCAGCUGAUCCUGCGUGCUCUUGGUUUCCUGGACUCCGCCUAUGCACAACACGAGUACGAAAUGGAGAACAACAUCGCGAGCUACAUCAGCUUCCUACAAAGUAUUGGAAGAUACCAGCUCAUACCGACCUACGCAGCAAAAUUGUCAGCGACGCGGGCACAGCAUGUUUUGGGCACUAUUUUAAUCAAUGUCACAAAUUCGAGGGAACGCGACACGAUGGUUAGACUGAUGAAGCACGAAAAGAUCAAUGUUGCCGAAGUCAUCUACGGCAUUUUCUCUCUGGCCAACUAUGACGAUCUGCAAAAGCUUCAGAAGAUGACUCAGUGCAGCCCGCCUACAAUGACAGUGCCAGGCGGAACUUCCAAGUUUGCAGUCCUCAGAGUACGAUCUUCGCUGAUGACGGGCAACGUCACCGACGCAGACGAAAGAGCCCUUCGAAGUGUUGAAUGGUUCCGCUAUAUCGAUGCCGAGAAUUGGGGCAGUGCUGCUUGGGCUUUCGGCGCAUUGUACAAGAUUUUCCUCGCGGAUGGUAACUUUGUUGCACUACGCCAAUUGAUGGACCGUGUCAGUCUGUCUGAGAUCUCGCUUGCAGCUGUUGGGAUGAACCUCAACUUUGCCGAUGGAGAGCCGCCUGCGCAGAAUGACGGUACCGACGACGAGGAUAUGGACGAAGAUCGAGUUAACCCCAUCAGCCCCAGCCGGAGACGGAGAGAUCCAAUUGCUGAACACCCCUUGACGAGACGUGGUAACGAUCGUGAGACACUAGCUUUUAAAUCUCUCAUCUGGAGACAGCUGGAGCAGCUGACCAUGGCCAUUGAUGCUUUGGACAUGUUCCAAGAAACUGCUGACAAUCUCGAGGCGAAUCGAUCAAACCCAUCGCUUCUGAGGACGUACAAGCGCGAUUUGAAAAAGGCACUUGACGAUGUACGCUCCAACAUUGUACCCUUGCUUGACAACGACUUUCUCUGCCAACCUCAAGAUGAGCAGGAAGGCGUGCAGCUGACUGCUAUUCGCAACCAUUACAUCCCUGAAUGUAUCCUCGCAUACAACAGUGCUUUGUGGUUUGCAGGGCAUUUUAUAUCACGGGCCUGGUUGGUUGAGUGCAUGGAACUCGCACAGAGAGUGGCUGAAACCCCCAUGUUGACGAAUGCAUUUGUUGAUGGUGGAAGGAUGAAGGAAUUGGUGAGAGCUUUCGCCGUGGACAGUGAGGCAUUGUUGCAAGCAACUGAGCAGAGUGGGCCGAAGGCCAAGAAGAUGAAGACCGACAGAGGGAACAGUGAUAUUUGGAAAGUCAGUUGGAAGGAGCAAGACGAGAUUGAUCUCGAGGCAAUGGAUUGAGCGAGAGCCUAGAGGAGCACCUACUGAUGGUAUUCGCCUGUAGGUGUCGACACGCUCGCACGUCAAGACGUUGCAACACAGGACGCUAUCAUGAUAGUAUGCACUCUUGAAUCUGGCGCUCUUGAACGCAAGCUAGAUCCAAGGCUGCAAGUCUCUUCGUAGAGGCAAAUCAGAAGAUAUCGCUUCUACGGGCUUGUCGAAAUACGGCGACGAAUGACAAGGUACUACUGUAGUAGUACAUUCCGUG
This is a messenger RNA of Exophiala xenobiotica, 3207 nucleotides long. RefSeq lists its product as uncharacterized. Bases 63 to 2960 code for a protein of 965 amino acids. Gene Ontology annotation, cellular component: nuclear pore outer ring; nuclear pore. The record is from RefSeq and is a predicted model, not a curated record. Gene Ontology annotation, biological process: protein import into nucleus; mRNA export from nucleus; post-transcriptional tethering of RNA polymerase II gene DNA at nuclear periphery. The transcript has 4 exons. Lineage: Eukaryota; Fungi; Ascomycota; Eurotiomycetes; Chaetothyriales; Herpotrichiellaceae. Gene Ontology annotation, molecular function: structural constituent of nuclear pore.